GUUUUGGCAAUGCAAACUCUCUUGAAAAGCAUGAAAUGGACAAAGAUGUAGAGAUGAAUAUCUAUUCUAAUUCAGAUCUUAUAAACAUUCUGGAUGUCAGCAGAGAAACCGAGAACACCAAAAGACAGCAACCCCUUCAACAAUCAGGAAGUGAUUAUGUGAGGAUCAGAAACUACAGAGUAGCCACAGUAUGUUUGGUGCUGAUUUGUGUUCUUCUGCUGUCUGCAGUCUUAGUGCUGUAUGCCCACAUCAAUACAAACAGCACAAACGAGACAGAAGAGCGGCAAGAGCUGCUAGCCAACCUUACUAUUGAGAGGGACCAGUUAGAGUCCAAGAGCAUUCGAAUGACAAAAGAGAGAGAAGAACUACUAGCCAACGUUACCAAGGUCACUAAAGAAAUGGACCGGCUACUGUUUGAGAGCAUUCUGUUGACAAAAGAGAGGGAAGAGCUACUAGCCAACAUCACAGAGGUCACUAAAGAAAGGGACCGGCUACUGUUUGAGAGCAUUCGAUUGACAAAAGAGAGGGAAGAGCUACUAGCCAACAUCACCGAGGUCACUAAAGAAAGGGACUGGCUACUGUCAGAGAGCAUUCGAUUGACAAACAGGAGAGAAGAGAUACUAGCCAACAUCACUAACCUUACUAAAGAAAGGGAUCAGGUACUGUCAGAGAGUAUUCCAUUGUCAAAAGAGAGAGAAGAACUAUUAGCCAACUUCACCAACCUUACUAAGGAGAGGGAUCGGCUACUGUCUGAGAGCAUUCGAGUGACAAAAGAGAGAGAAAAGCUACUAGCCAAUAUCAGCGACCUCACUAAUGAGAGGGACGAAAUACAGUCAGAGAGCAUUCGAUUGUCAAAAGAGAGAGAAGAACUACUAGCUAAUAACACCAAGGUCACUAAAGAAAGGGAUCGGCUACUGUCGGAGAGCAUUCAAUUGUCAAAAGAGAGAGAAGAACUACUAGCCAACAACACCAAGGUCUCUAAAGAGAGGGAUCGGCUACUGUCCAAGAGUAUUCAUUUGGCAAAAGAGAGAGAAGAACUACUAUCCAACAAUACCAAGGUCACUAAAGAAAGGGAUCGGCUACUCUCCGAGAGCAUUCGAUUUUCAAGUGAGAGAGAAGAGAUACUAGCCAACAACACCAAGGUCUCUAAAGAGAGGGAUCGGCUACUGUCCGAGAGUAUUCGAUUGUCAAAAGAGAGAGAAGAACUACUAGCCAACAACACCAAGGUUACUAAAGAGAGGGACGAGAUACUGUCCGAGAGUAUUCAAUUAAAAAAGGAAAGAGAAGAGGUACUAGCCAACAUCACCGACCUCACUAAAGAGAGGGACCAGCUACUUUCUGAAAGCAUCCAAUUGACAAAGGACAGAGAAGGAUUAUCUUCAAAUAUCUCUGACCUGAUUAAACAAAGAGAUCAGCUAACUAAGGAGAAAAUUGAGCUGUCAAACAUGGAUGGAUGGGUUUACUAUCAAUCCAGUCUUUACUUCAUUUCCUAUUUGAUGAAGAGCUGGGAGGAGAGCAGAAAAGACUGUAUAGCCAGAGGAGCAGAUCUGGUGAUUAUAAACAACAGAAAGGAACAAGACAUGGUUAACAUGAUUUGUGGUGAUGUUUUGGUCUGGAUUGGUCUGACUGAUAUUGAAGAAGAGGGCACAUGGAUAUGGGUUGAUGGCAGCAAACAGAUCUCUGGUUUCAGGUAUUGGAGGUCUCGAGAACCUAAUGGAAAUAGAAAAGAGAACUGUGUACUGACUGAUGCGCACGGGUGGAUUGAUCAUCGAUGUCCUGAAACGUAUAAAUGGAUCUGUGAGAAAAAAAUGUGAUACCUUCAUUUUGAUGCUACUUUGAUUAUUAUGUGAGAUGCAGGUUUAUGCAUAAAUAGUUGUACUUGUUGUACUACAAUUUUUAUGCAAAAAUUUGGGUACCCCUCUGUGGCUGCAUAAUUAUGUGCUCUUUCUUUAUAAGAGAAAAUCACAGUGAAAUGCCAUUCGGUUUCUAGUGAAAGCUAGAUAAUGUCAUGUUUUUUCAGACAGAAAUAUGUAUUAUAGCAGCAUUGAGGUGUGUGAAAUUUAAUUGAAACUGAAAAAUAGGCUAUGCAAAAGUUUGGACACCCUCUUUUUUGUGUGAAUUUCAAAACCUGUAGUCUCUUAAUGCUGAUUGACUACAACACAAAAUUGAUUUGAGUGAAGCUGCGGUCACACUGGGCUUUUCCUCCCAUAGACUUCCAUUCAUACGCAUGCACGCGAAAGCGUCAGAUCGGAAACGCAAGGUCAUGUGUUAAGUUUCGCAUGUCGCUGGGGUGCAAAGUUCAAGCUUGGUGAACUCUGACCUGCAAAAUUGCAUCACUUGACUGCGUGAGACCAAUCGAGGGUCAAAACAUGACCUCUCUGGACAGAAAUUUAAAACAUGGAGCAAUCGCUCUCUUUUUUUAAUGUCUAAUCCUCUUCUUUAAUCCCACCCUUUUCGCAGCACCGUACGACAGAAUUUCGCACAUACAAAGCCCAGUGUGACCGCAGCUUCAUUCUGUGAACCUUGACAAUCCUUACACAGGUGCAGCCAAUUAUGUGCCAAUCAUCUGGUUGCUAGUUAUGCUUCUCCUUUUUGUGAACCUGAAAGUAGCAACAUGGGAACCUCCAAAGAACAUCAUAAUCACCUAAAAACUAGGAUAAUUCACCAACAUGAAUUAGGAGAAGGAUGCAAAAAGCUAUCCCAAAGGUUUAAAGGGCACCUACUGU
Danio aesculapii is the source of this 2726-nucleotide messenger RNA. RefSeq names its product C-type lectin domain family 4 member M. The transcript has 5 exons. The coding region runs from base 36 to 1814 and encodes 592 amino acids. Lineage: Eukaryota; Metazoa; Chordata; Actinopteri; Cypriniformes; Danionidae. The record is from RefSeq and is a predicted model, not a curated record.